CCUGUGGCGCACUUGGCGGCACACUGAGACAGCGCACCAGGACUCCGUGGAUGGACAAAUCCAGUAGUGGACUUCCUUCACUGACAAGAUUAAGACCGGAUUUCUAUCGUUCAGCUUUUCUUCGCAUUUAACAAAGGCUCACUACAACCGUCGCAUUUGAAAAGGAUUUCUCACCCUGGGAGUGCGAGGCAAAGGGACUUUGGAGAUUGUUUCAGCAGCCAUUUAAAGGAUCUGGAUGAUCAACAGUACAAUGAGGACCUAAAGCUGGGAGUGCGUCCCACUGAAGGCACAAGAGUUUCAGACCACAGUGUUACUGCAGUGUGUGUGUGGCCCGUCCAGUCUGUGUAUUUUUACAUACUCACUGUGUUGAGUUCAAAGCCCUGUGGAGUGAGGAGAGGACUUAAACCAAAGAGUAUGGUUCAGCUGUCCACUGCAGUCUGCCUGUUGGGAGGCCUGUUUUUGAUAGCUCCCGUUCUGAUGGCCCCAACGCACUCCAGUAUGUGCACACCACUGAGGACGAUCAACGACAGCCUCAGCCACAGACGACGGUACAUGAAACACAACUUCCCCAUCGAGUACACCAUCAAGGUUCAUAAUAGGGAAAUCUUUAGACUGUCAAAUAUCAGCCGAAUGAAGUUAAGAACAGAGGGGUUGAAUGACCUGGUUCUCCAGAGGCUGUGGUUUCAAGUGUAUCAAGGUGUUUUAAAAAAGAUCCUCUGGGUUUUGCCAACGAGACAUCCUUCACGUCCUUACACAGCCGAGUUGGAAAGACGCUUCAAGGAUGCUCAGGCAGUCUUUAUGCAGUCACAUCCUGCUGAGGUCUUCCAAGAGGACCUUCCAGAGAAAAUCCAGGACAUUUGGGAUAGUUUAACAGAAAAGCCUGAAAACAUGCCAGAGUCUAGUUGGCGAUUUGCUACUCCAAAGUCUCUCUUGGACAACUUGUGCCGCACCAUGUACUGCCUCUUCAGUGAAUGCUUUUCCAACGCAGACGUUCAGGAAGACUACUGUGAAGUUUCUCAUUGGCGGAAAGGCAGGAAGAAAGACAUGCAGCCCGAAAGCUGAGAAGAAGCAAGCGGAGUCAAGUUGUCCCUAGUGAUUAGGGAUUAGUAUUAUUUCCCUUGAGCUAUAGGGAGAUGGGUAAAAGGACAAUACACACUGAAAUGAGAGUUCAGACCUGAUUUGUGAACAUCAAUAAGUCUUUUCCAAAUCUGCUAUAUAGAGCUAAGAUUAUCCAGAGUUUGUCCUCAUAACUCUGUGUGUCAAAGCAGAUGGAAAUUAAAGACAUAAUAUCUCUCAAACCUUUGGGAACCUAAAGGCUUUCUGUUAAAUGACAUCAAAUGAAUUUUUGAGUAAAAAUGCCAGCUCAUUGUCUCUUGGCAUCCUCUCAGAUUAAGAUUAUAGCGUUUUUGGAUCAGAUUUGCUCAUGUUCACAAAUAGCGACUGAACUGAUGUGUGGUCAAUAUUUUAUCUAAGGUGGAUUCUUUCUAAACAAAGGGUUAAUGCUCACCUGCAGCUUCGCCAAACCACUGCUCAAAAAGUUGUGAUGCGUUCCUGCGAGUCUGUGUGGUUCACGUCAGAGGCCGAGGACAGAUUGGGAAACUUCAGCUGACUUUGUACAUUUGCUAGAAUUCUCCUCUUUUGAACAUCAGUGUGCUAAAGCAGGAGCAGUGUAUAUGAACUCCAAGCGUAAAUGCAAACUGAUAACUACUGGUCUUAUUCUACAGUUGUUGACUGUACAUUUUUAUACAGCUGCCCAGACUGCUUAGCCAAGGCUGUUGAAAAAUGUGUGCUCAUUUUGGCUCCAUUUUAUGUAUUUUUUUCCUAUAUGUUUAUUAUGCAAAGAAUGAGAUUGGAAAAUGCAUUCAUCUCCCUCCAUCCAACCUAUGCAUUUUAUACUUGCUGUAGAUCUCUUAUGAUUUUUUUUCAUGAGGCAACUAUUAAAUAAUUUGAGGACUUACUAGCUAAACAAAGCUCAAAUGAUUGUUAGCAUUUUAAAUAUGAAGUUAAAUCACAGUCAGAUGUUGUUUGCCCCAUAGUUAAGUUAUAUUCUAUAAA
This is a messenger RNA of Maylandia zebra (zebra mbuna), 2055 nucleotides long. It is a transcript of the gene il34, whose product is annotated as interleukin 34. Gene Ontology annotation, molecular function: macrophage colony-stimulating factor receptor binding. Gene Ontology annotation, biological process: positive regulation of macrophage differentiation; positive regulation of monocyte differentiation; positive regulation of cell population proliferation. The record is from RefSeq and is a predicted model, not a curated record. Lineage: Eukaryota; Metazoa; Chordata; Actinopteri; Cichliformes; Cichlidae.